This is a messenger RNA of Nannospalax galili (Upper Galilee mountains blind mole rat), 2745 nucleotides long. RefSeq names its product phosphoinositide-3-kinase interacting protein 1 (gene Pik3ip1). Lineage: Eukaryota; Metazoa; Chordata; Mammalia; Rodentia; Spalacidae. The record is from RefSeq and is a predicted model, not a curated record. The transcript has 6 exons. Bases 446 to 1231 code for a protein of 261 amino acids.
AAUUCCUCCUGCUUUUGCAAUUAGCAUCCUCUCCUAAAGCUGUUGGACUUCAGUGCUCAGAAUCCACCGCACUCCAUGGUGCCUCUUGACAGAAUGACUCUUUCUGUGCUCACACAAAUGGAAAAAGAAAAGGUGACAAGCUCUGGGGAGGCGCCGUGCAGGUCUCAAACGGAAAAGCUGCUAAGCCACUCUUCCCUUGGCUGAGGGUUAGUGAUCUGGUGUGGUAAAGGAGGCUUAGGACCCAGGGGGCGCCUUUCAGCUGAAAAAUACCUCGCGCUGCAGCAAGCUAGCUGGAAAGCUCCCAGUUCUAGAGAAGCUGUUUACCAGAAGAGCAUUAACAAGGGCAGGUCCGACUGCAAGGCUGGGGCUGGGAGGCCUACGGCUGCCAAGGAGACCCCAGUUGGCCACGGCUUGUUCCAUCACUUGCAAGCCGGUGGAGGCGAGGAUGCUGCUGGCUUGGGUACACACAUUCCUUCUCAGCAACAUGCUUCUGGCAGAAGCCUAUGGAUCUGGAGGGUGCUUCUGGGACAACGGCCACCUGUACCGGGAGGACCAGCCCUCGCCCGCGCCGGGUCUCCGCUGCCUCAACUGGCUGGCCGCACUCGGCGGCCUGGAGUCGGUCGCGGAGCCAAGCCCCGGCAACCACAACUACUGCCGGAACCCGGACCAGGACCCUCGCGGGCCCUGGUGCUACGUCAGAAGCGACAGCGGCGCCCCUGAAAAGCGGCCAUGCGAGGACGCGCACUGCCCAGAGACCACUUCCCAAGCACCACCAGCUUCCACAACGGAGCCGGAAGAGAGGUCUGAUGUACCUGGUGACGAUGAAGUGUUUGCUCCCGCUAAUGCCCUGCCCGCCCGGAGUGAAGCUGCAGCCGUGCAGCCAGUGAUUGGGAUCAGUCAGCGUGUGCGGACGAACUCCAAGGAGAAAAAGGACCUGGGAACUCUGGGUUAUGUGCUGGGUAUUACCAUGAUGGUGAUCAUCAUCGCCAUUGGAGCUGGUGUCGUGUUGGGCUACACCUACAAGCGGGGAAAGGACUUGAAAGAGCAGCAUGAGCAGAAAGUGUGUGAGAGGGAGAUGCAGCGGAUCACCCUGCCGCUGUCUGCCUUCACCAACCCUACCUGUGAGAUCGUGGAUGAGAAGACUGUCAUCGUGCAUAGCAACCAGACUCCUGUCGACCUCCAGGAGGGCAGCACUCUCCUCAUGGACCAGGCCGGCACCCCUGGGGCCUGAACCCUGCCAGUGGGGAGGAGUCCACGCAGACACUGGUGGAGGACAGCCCACCCUUCCAUGACUGGGAGGAGCUACAUUUUGUGUUGUGGUUAAGACCCUAAUCCCCAUUUCUCUUUCCUUUUUUUUGGGUGGAUCCUUACAACAAGCAGAAGCAGGUAGCACUGUGGGUAAGGGCAAGGAGGCUGGGUAGGGCCUAUUGAUGCUCCUUUUCCAUCCCUUGGAGCACAGUUUCACUUGUGGAUGGAGACAGUGGCACAGCUCCCUAAGUGGUGCUGUGGUUAAUAAGGGCUUCCAGACAUUGCCUAUGGCCCUGGAACUGGACCAGGGACAGAUGGGGAGCUCCCCAAGGCUCCUCUGUGCUUUAUUAUCUAAGAUGGCCUCAGCCUCUGUUUCCAUUUGUUGUUCAAGAGCUUGAGUGGCAUACACUGUUAUUUAAAGUUAGACAGGUCAAGAGGCAGCAUUUAAAAAAAAAAUUGUUUUUUAAGUAUUUGAGAUGGACUGACUUCUGAGUCAGUCCCUGCUGACUUCUGAGAACCGGAAAUGAGUUUGUAUAAAAGUCAGAACUCUGAGCUGAGAAGGGCUCUAGGCUGGAUGCUUGCUGGCUGUGCUUCAGCUUGCUGGCUGUGAUGUGCCUUGACAACUGUGGGCCAGACCUGGGCCCAGGGUAUCUUCCUGUUUCGAAAGGAAAAGGGAAGAAUUGCACUAAACAUUCCAUUUAGGAAGAAGAUAGAAAACCUGUUUCUGCUUCAGCCUAGCCACAGGGCACAAGCAGACCUCGGAUGUCCAGACUGUCUCUCUUCUGGGAUGGAUAGUGACCUCUCCAUUUUGUGCCAGUAAUAGCAGCCAGCCAGCCCAUAGGAAUCAUACACUUCAGGGUCUGGGGAGCUGCUUCUGUGAGGUGAACUUGAAAACUAAGCUCAAAGGCUAGGUAAUAAAGCCUGGUGGGACUCUGCAGCAUACCCUAGUUUGCAGGCAGCCCUGUGGCCCCCAGGCAAGUGCCUUCUGUAGGGCUAGAGUUGCAACCCAUAUGAAAUAAUCACAGAACCACUGGAAAAGACCCUGAGGUUCUUUAAGUCUUUCAGAUGAAGGGCCCUAGAGAGGGAAAAGACUUGCCCAAGAUCAAAGAGCAGCUUCUGAGUGGCAGAAGUCAGCCUCUUGGCUGAGUGCAGUGUUUCUCUACUGCUGUGUAUAAUGGCUCAGAGCCCUACAGGCCCUGCUGUCACUGAGGCCUUGGCAGCGCUCCCCAGCCACUGCCCUUCUACUGCUCAACAUGGAGAGAGGUGAGUGGGGCUCAUUCCCUUCAGCAGGCUAUUCCUUAGAGCCAUUUGUUGAGGGGACCCAGACCUCAGGGGUUCCCGUGGUGGUAUUGGAAUUAGAAAAGAGAACAUUACUGAUUUCUACUUUUCUAUAAAAGCAUUUCUCUGUAUACAUGUUUUAUAUACCUCAUUCUGAUACCUGUGUGUAAUGUAUGGGAAAUUGCUCUGCAUUUGAACUUCUAUAAACAUGAAACAAAA